AUGGACAGAGCCACCCGCAAGCAAGAUGUUGAACAAGCUUACGAGCUGCAGACCAAGGCAGGCCUGGAGGGUGCAGCGAGGGCGACAAUGCUCGGCACUGGACUAGCCGUGUUGGGCCAUUAUACUUGGCCCACCUUCCGGCGGCAGACGUUGCCUUUCAAGGGCUUCCUAGUCACUAUCUUCACCGUCUUCGGGCUCGUCAUAGGCGCGGAGAACGCCUUGUUGGCCCACGAAGCUGAGCGCCGCUCGACCGAGGGUGCGAUCAGAAAGGAGGCACGAAUAGACCUCGCACGGCGCGGGCUAGUCGCAACGGAGACAGAAAUUGCGAAGUGGAAGGCGGAGCGCUUUGCUGCCCAGCAGGCCUCGAGGCCGUCAUGA
Molecule: messenger RNA, 378 nt
Organism: Rhodofomes roseus
Lineage: Eukaryota; Fungi; Basidiomycota; Agaricomycetes; Polyporales; Fomitopsidaceae
Exons: 3
Coding region: 1-378 (125 amino acids)
Source: RefSeq, a predicted model, not a curated record